AUGAAAAUCUUAUCUCAAAUCCAAAUAUUUUUUCUCUCCAUUGCUCUUCUUCUCUUCAUCACAUCAUCAUCACCAACACAUUCAAAGCAAACCAACUUAGAUUACAUCAAAACAUCAUGCAACCUUACACUCUACAAAACCCUUUGCAACAUCUCUCUAUCUCCUUACGCCUCAACAAUCAAUUCCAACCCUCAAAAACUCGCCGUCACCGCUCUCAAUCUCACCCUCUCCUCCGCCAAAUCCGCAGUCAAAUUCAUCAAAAACAUUUCUCACAGAAGAGGUCUAACACGUUUGGAAGCUGGUGCGGUUGCUGACUGCGUGGAGGAGGUUGGAGACUCCGUGAGUGAGCUUCAAGAUUCAAUAAGAGAAUUGGAUUCGAUUAAAUACAAGGAUAGUUCGAAAUUUAAGAUGGUUAUGUCGGAUGUUGAGACAUGGGUUAGUGCUGCUCUCACUGAUGAUGACACGUGUAUGGAUGGUUUCGGCAGAGCCGGUCGAGCCAAAGCCGGCGUGAAAGAUUUGGUUCGGAGACAUGUUGUUAAGGUUGCUCGGAUGACCAGCAACGCACUUGCUCUCAUUAAUAUGUACGCGUCCACAAAAGAAAACUGA
Molecule: messenger RNA, 606 nt
Organism: Microthlaspi erraticum
Lineage: Eukaryota; Viridiplantae; Streptophyta; Magnoliopsida; Brassicales; Brassicaceae
Source: the annotation of a GenBank genome assembly